This is a messenger RNA of Gasterosteus aculeatus aculeatus (three-spined stickleback), 4502 nucleotides long. RefSeq names its product prospero homeobox 1a (gene prox1a). The record is from RefSeq and is a predicted model, not a curated record. Gene Ontology annotation, biological process: regulation of transcription by RNA polymerase II. Gene Ontology annotation, cellular component: nucleus. NCBI's taxonomy places the organism in Eukaryota, Metazoa, Chordata, Actinopteri, Perciformes, Gasterosteidae. Gene Ontology annotation, molecular function: DNA-binding transcription factor activity, RNA polymerase II-specific; RNA polymerase II cis-regulatory region sequence-specific DNA binding.
GCGUCUUCACGUAUCCUUCACGCGCGUCUCCUCUUGUGUCUUAUUGAGAGUCUUGCUGUCGCUCGCGGAGGGGGAGACGCGAUUCAAGACGAGCCAAGCCGUGCCGGACGGACCGGGUGCGCUCCAUUCUGAACACUUCCCGUCCCGGGAGGAGAGCGGCGCACAAGAGCGGAGUAUCUCUCUCCCUCUCUCUCUCUCUCUCUCUCUCUCACUACCUCUCUCACCCGCACUUUCCCCGAGAGUCUCUCUCACUCCCGCACACACACUCGCCGGCGCUUGCGCACCUUCUGCAUACGUCUCCACUUUGGCGUAGUAACUUGCGGCACUGAUCUCAACGACGCGCGCGGAUCCGUCUGUCGUGUUCGGCCCUCUCUUCGACGGAGCGACUUGGAGAAACGCUGGAAAAGUGACUCUUCUCAUCCUGCGUGUCUGCGAGGACCCCUGGUCAUGUCCGUUUAGCUCCCCUGCGUGAUGCCUGAUCAUGACAGCACCGCCCUCCUAACCAGACAGACCAAGCGCCGGCGCGUCGACAUCGGGGUGAAGAGGACUGUGGCUUGCGCGUUAUUCGGCCAGGCCAGGGAGACCCUGUUUGACAGCAUGAACCAAUCACACGGCCCCGACCAGGACGCAGACUGCUCGCUCGUCGGCCACGGGCACGGCGGCGCCAACGGGGACGGGGAGAAGUCCAAUGUUUUGAGGAAGUUGCUGAAGAGGGCCAACUCAUACGAAGACGCCCUGAUGCCUUUCCCUGGUGCCACCAUCAUCUCUCAGCUGCUGAAGAACACCAUGGGCAAGAAUGGAGGGAGUGACUCGGGCUUCCAGGGGAGUGGAGCUCUGUCCAGUGGAGGCUCAGAGAUCCAUGCAGAGGACGCCUGCAGCAACUCCGACCGUGACAGCCCGUCCGACUGCCUCUCCCCCGGGCCUCCUCUCCCCCCUCCACCGUCCUCCUCCUCUUCCUCCUCCUUCGGGCGACCACCGCCUCCUUCGAGCCUCAACUCCCACGCUCCCUCUCAGCCCCUCUCCUCCUUCGACUUGGACAGGAUGUCGGACGAGCACCUUCGCGCGAAGCGCGCCCGCGUGGAAAACAUCAUCCGCGGCAUGAGUCACUCACCACUGGUCCGGUCCAACGGCGACCACAACCAAGAAAGCCACCGAGAAAGCGAGAAUUGCAGCAACGGCAGUAACGACCACCGGAGAGACGGCAACAGCCACAACGCCAGCGGCCACAACCACAGCCGGAGCGACGGCCCUCCUUCCCUGCUGAGCUCCCCGGGCUCUCGGGGCGGCGUGGUCGGCGUAGGCGAGGUUUACAGGGAGAACAAGCGAAAGCAGCGCCUGCCACAGCAGCAGCACAGCUUCACCCAGCUGGUGUGUUCCAGGCAGGAGCAGAGACAGGAGGAGAGACGGCAGCUCAAGCUCCAACUGGAGGACAUGCAGAAACAGCUGCGCCAACUGCAGGAGAAGUUCUACCAGAUCUACGACUCGGAGACGGAGGAAGACGAAGACAACGGCGGAGAGGCCGACCGAGGUGGAGAAAGAGAGGACGACGGCAACCUGUCAGAGGACAGCAUCCGCUCCGACGGGCUGGAGGAGAGGCACAGGAACCGAGGGCGGCGGGGCAACGACGACCUGUCUGAGCUGGACCCGGGCCUCUUCCUGGACCGCGCCCGAGCCCUCCUGCGAGAACAGGCCCUGAUAGACGGAGAGAUGGAGGACGACAGGGAGGAUGCGGAGAGAAGUGUUGAGAGGGUGGUGAAGAGAAGAGAAAGAGCAGGAGGAGAGAGGGCGUUGGCGGAGACGCUGAAGCAGGAGCUGAACUGCGCCGUGUCGCAGGUCGUCGACACCGUCGUUAAGGGCUUCUCCUCGCCCAAGCAGGCUGUGGGUCACCACCACGGCCGCCACAGCAGCACGCCGGCCGCGCCGUCAUCUUCCUCCAACUCGUCCUCUUCUUGUCCUGCGCCUUUCGGCCCCCUCCCCUCCCUCACCCCACCCUCACGCUUUGGUGGCGGCGGCGUCCUGGGCCUCAGUAUGAACGGCGACAGCAGCCCGACCCCGAACUACCACUCCUCCGCCCAGCGGCUGCACUGCUUCGCCGAUGUAAUGGUCCCGAGCCCGCUGGACUCAUUCGGGGGUUUGAGUGGCCGACUGAGCGGCGUGCCGGCGCCCAACGACCAGACAGAGGCCCUGCCGCUGGUGGUGCGCAAGGGCGGCGGAGGAGGUGGAGGACAGAACAUUAACCCCUCUCUUCCUCCUCCUCCUCCUCCUCCUCCUCACCACCCCUCCCUCCACCCCUCUCCUCUCACGGCCUCGCUGGGGUUUAGCCCCCCGUCCUUUCGCCACCCGUUCCCUCUCCCCCUCAUGGGUUACCCCUUUCAAAGCCCCCUUUCACACGGGGGUGGAGCCAGCUACCCUCCGGGGCCCAAGGACCAUCAUCGCUCCUCCCCCGAUUCCAUGGACAUGACCCGCGAAGCCGCCAGCCUCAGAACCAAAAUGGCAUCGCUCGGCGGGGGCCAUCUCAGUCACCACCACCACCACCACCACCACCACAGGCAGAGCUCACCAGGGCAGCACGGGCCGGAGGGUCUGUCCCUGUCCCUCAUCAAGUCGGAGUGUGGGGACCUGCAGGACAUGGCCGACAUGUCGGCGUACUCGGGCAGCACCAUCCAGGAGGGCUUGUCUCCCAACCACCUGAAGAAGGCCAAGCUGAUGUUCUUCUACACCCGCUACCCUUCCUCCAACAUGCUCAAAAUAUUCUUCUCAGACGUCAAGUUCAAUCGCUGCAUCACCUCCCAGCUGAUCAAGUGGUUCAGCAACUUCAGGGAGUUCUACUACAUCCAGAUGGAGAAGUUCGCCCGGCAGUCCAUCAACGAGGGCGUGACCGCCUCGGAGGAGCUGGUGGUGAGCCGCGACGCCGAGCUCUUCAGGGCGCUCAACAUGCACUACAACAAGGCCAACGACUUCGAGGUUCCUGAACGAUUUCUGGAGGUUUCCCAGGUGACUCUCCGCGAGUUCUUCAACGCCAUCGUGGCGGGAAAGGACGCGGAUCCGUCCUGGAAGAAGGCCAUCUACAAGGUGAUCUGCAAACUGGACAGCGAGGUCCCCGAUGUGUUCAAAUCGCCCAACUGUCUACAAGAACUCCUUCACGACUGACCGGGCAGAGGGAAGACGCGCGGCGAGCGGGACAAAACCUCCGCGGGCCGAGAGGAGACCGGAACAGAGCGCCAUAAGUCAGCGAAAACACUCCUGGAGAGGUUUGUUGAUGGAUGUUUUCGGUCAGCCCAACUUUUAAAAAGACGUAAAUGCCCUCAAAAUGUUUCCUAAAGAAACAAAGAAUCCUUCUUGAAGAGGUAGAGGGCUCGAAAUCGUAGUCGACUGGUGAGACUUUUAUAAAAUUAAGCAAAGACGGUGAGACCUGAACCUCCACGCAGCUACAGAAAAGCUCCUCCGUCUGUUUUCUUCUCCACCUCAUCAAAGCGCGCGCUCCUUCUCUGGAGGAAUGAAGGAAUGAGGAAGAUGACUUGGGGUCAGGAAAGAAGUACAAAUAAAGAUGAUAAUAUAUUAAAAUAAAUCUUUUUAUUGUGAAUGUUUUUAAGUUUCAUGCACAUUUUUGGAGAAGUGAUGUUUCUGUAUUUUCUUGUCCUUUGUAUUACUCUUCUAUGAACCCUCAGUUACUUGCAUAGAUACACACAACCACAACACACACACUCACACGCCACUUGAAUAGGAAAGCACCGUAGCAUUCCCAAAUCCUCACCUCAACCAGGAAAAACUGCACAUAAAUUAACUUGUUGUUGUUUAUUUUCCUUCUUUUGUUCCCUCCUCUUUUUACUCCUCCCUCUUCUUACUGUACUGAGACUUAGUGGGUGUUUGUUUUGACCGUGUGCCCCCCCCCCCCACACUUUCCUGGCCGCCCCUCUUGGUUGGUGAUGCAUUAGGGCACCCAGAGCAUCCAAGAAAAAAAAUCCCCACGAUCUAAAUUUAGGACACGGCAUUUAAGAGAUGUACUAUUACAACUUUGGCUUUAAUUAUUAUCAUUUGUGUGCUUCAUUAUAUCUCCAAGAAUAUCUAAUCCAAAAAUCCCUUCUCUAAAGCAGCAGGUCACUCCCACAACCUCCUCUGUGGGGGGGGGGGGAACCUUCUGCCCCUCACACACGCAGGGCGCUCACAACAAUCAUCCAUUUUUUAAAUUUUGGUUUGGGAUUUUGGUUGAAAGUGGCCCUGUGCUCGCUGUGGGGGGGCCGAGGGGAGCAGCCACACACCGGCCGGGUCACGUGUGAAGUGUUUUAACAGCAGAAAAAAAGACAAAAUGCUGAUAUUUGUAGCUUGUAUAGAUGUAACAAUUAGUCCGAUAAUGUUAUUAUUUAUAAUUGAAAUAAUUAUUCCUAUUAAUGUUGAUGACAAUUAUUAUUGCUUGCUACAGAUUUGGCCAGUGGUUUUACUUAUUGUUUAUCCAUCACACUGCAACAUGAAAUAAAUUAUUCUUUGAAAAAAAUAAAAAUAAA